Oryctolagus cuniculus (rabbit) is the source of this 1473-nucleotide messenger RNA. Lineage: Eukaryota; Metazoa; Chordata; Mammalia; Lagomorpha; Leporidae. The record is from RefSeq and is a predicted model, not a curated record.
CAUUGUACUGGCCAAGUACUUGAUUGGCCCUCAGGUUUUCCGCCCUUCUCCGGGAAAAUGGCAGCUUCUUCCGCACUGCGCAAGGCACCACCUCACCACUGCCAGGGUCCCUCUGCUUCCCCGUGGGUUCUCGGGAUUCUCCUGCUGACCCUGGUGUUCCUGCCAUCUACCUCCUCUAACACCUGUGGUGAGCCACCAAGAUUUCAAAGUAUGAGGCCCAAGGGUGACAUUAAAUCGUCCUAUAAUGUGGGGGAGCGAGUGGAAUAUGAGUGUAGGCUAGGAUACAGUCACCGGCCGUCUCUGCCCAAAUUUAUUACUUGUCAAGAGAAUCAACAAUGGUCACAGAUCUCAAAUGAUACUUGCUAUAAAAAAUCAUGUCCACGUCAACCUGAACCCCCAAAUAGUCAAGUUAACGUCGUAAAUGGAAGCUAUGAAUACGGGAACCAGAUUGAAUAUGUGUGUAAUGAGGGUUAUCACUUAAUUGGUGAACGUAUUCUGUAUUGCCAAGUCAGUGAUACAGGUAUGCAAUGGAGUGGCAGUCCUCCACGAUGUGAAAAGAUUAUGUGUACACCACCUCCAGACAUACCAAAUGGAGCACACUCCGGAGCUGGCAGUGAUGCAUUUGAAUAUCGAGCAGCUGUAACUUACACGUGCAAUCGGGCGUCUGGACCAGAUGAAUUUUCACUUAUUGGAGAGAGUCAGCUGUAUUGUGUUGGGCCUGGAAAAUGGAGUAGUGACCCUCCUCAGUGUAAAGUGGUCAAAUGCCCAAUCCCAACAGUCACAAAUGGAAGGCAGGUGUCAGGAUUUGGGACAAAAUUUUGCUAUAACGCUAAGGUUACGUUUGAGUGUAAUCAGGGAUUUUACCUUCACGGCAGCGAAUUAAUUACCUGUAAUGAUAAUAGUACUUGGCAACCCCCUAUUCCAUCAUGUCUUAAAGGACAACCGCCUUCCACUGCAAGAUCCCGAGUUUUGUGUCCUUCACUGACCAGUCCUCAUACUUCGAAACCUUCAAGCUCCAUUCCUUCUGGGUCGGUUCCUACCAGGACUACAUCUGGAACAUCGAUUGUCGUACAGUAUACCUGUCCCCAUGACAGACCACUUGACCUCAGGGAUAUACUUGAAUGGAUCCUUGCUUUUAUUAUUGCUGUACUGGAAUUGUAAUUGUGUGUGUCUUUGCAAAUAUCUCCAAAGCAAGAACAAAAAGAAAACAAGUUAGAGCCGGAAUAUAUCACUUACAUCAAUAAAUCACCUCUGCCUUCAGAGGAAACUGAAUGAUUUCAACUAGCACCACUUCAUCUUUUGAAUUCUAUUAAAGUCCUCAAAUCUGCAAUAGCUGUUCUCUAACUUAACUAUCAUGAUUGAAACUGUUAAGUCAUAAUGCUAACAUUUUAAGAUGACUUAAAUAUAGCCAUCAUUCUUGGAUACUUCUUUGAAAUGUGCAUAAAUUUGAGUAUGAACACAUGGCCUCUUUUG